AUGUGUGGAGAAUGUGGAUUAACAGUCAAGGAUAGCGAGAAAGCAGCUAGCUGUGAUGUUUGUGAAGUGUGGUUCCACAUCGAAUGUGAAAAAUUACCAGAAGAGGUGGAACAAAUGACCAGUCAAAAUGAAUUGGAAGGCAAAGUAAAUCAACUGAGAGAAUUUACAGAACAAGAACAUGAUAAGAAUAAGGAGAUAGAAGUCAGGAUGGGUAUAUUGGAGGCAAAAUCUAUUGAAAUAAAUGAUGUGUUGGAAACAAAUCCGAAGAAUGACAGGGGUUUUGAAAACAGACUGGAAACCUUGGAGGCUAGAACAGUGGGUUUAGAAGGGAAAGUAGAUUCUGGCAGGGUAACAGGUAGUGCCACUAAAGUGAAGCAGGAAGACAACACAGGGAAACCAGAGCCUGUUGGUGAACAUAUAGAGGCACUAAAUGAGAGAAAGAAGAGGGAAAACAACAUAGUGGUAUAUGGUGUGCCAGAAUCUGGAUCCCCAACAAUGAGCGAAAGGAUUGAGAGUGAUAAAUCUUAUGCACUGAACCUAAUAAAAGAAUGUGGCAUCACUAGUGGCCAGGAGAUAAUAAUUAAAGUGAUUAGGCUGGGUAAAUUUAUCCAGGGAAAAGCUAGACCUAUGCUAGUCAAGUUAUCUACUGCAGAUAUAAAGGCCAACCUAUUUAGAAACAUCAGGAACCUGCAAGACAAGUUAAUAGAGUUAAAUGCACAGUUGAAGGAGAUGGAAAAUACUCUGCAAGUAAUAGCCUUACAGGAGGUAAAGCCAAAACACUACAGAUAUGAAUGGAUUACAGCUGAAUAUAACCUAGAAGGUUAUGACAUUAGAGAGCAAAAUCUCCUUAAUAAGGAAGGGAGAGGUGAUUUUAAUCUUCCACAAAUAAAUUGGAGUAAUUAUACUUCUGUAAUGGGACUGAAUGAUGUUGGUACCAUGUUCAUCGAGAAAGUACGGGACUGCUUUCUCACUCAACAUAUAGAGGAAAUCACCAGGAUAAGAGGAGACAGCACAGGCAAUACCCUUGACCUGUUGUUCAGUAACGAAGAAUCUAUAGUAGGAGAUAUCAAGCUGGAGAGUCCACUGGGAAAGAGUGACCAUGCCUGUAUUUAUUUCCAUUGUGACUUACAAGAGAUGGAAGACAAAAGUAAAAAACAAGUGUACAUGUAUGAAAAAGCAGAUUACCUACUGAUGAAGCAAAGGCUUACGAUGGACUGGAUCCAAUACUUAUCAUUGGAACCAGAUAUUGAAAGUAAGUGGAAUAAGUUCAAAGGAAAAUUCCAGGCAGUCAUUGACGAGUGUGUCCCUAAGAAGAUAAUCAGAGGACUGAGGGUUAGCAGAAAAAGAACAAAUGAAAAAUUACCCAUGAACAAGAAGCUCUGGGCUAAAGUGAAGAAAAAACAGAGACUGUGGGAGAGACUGAAAAUAAUGAAAACGAAGUUCAAUGAAAGAGCAUGCACAAGGGAGAUGUAUCUGGAAACUGAAAAGGAAUACAGGAGAUUAAAUAACCAGGUCAGAUGGGAAACUAGAAACAUCUUGAAACGGAAAGAACAAGAGAUUGCGAAGAAGGUUAAGGCAAAUCCAAAAGUGUUCUGGAAGUAUGUACAGACAAAAACAAGAACAAAAGCUAGAAUUGCAGAUCUUUACAAGGAUGAGGAAAAAGUACAGAAGACUGUGAAUGAUCAAGAAAAGGCAGAUGUACUCUCAGAGCAAUUCUCACGAGUUUUUAUCAAGGAACCAGAUAGGGGGAUACCAACAGCCAACAAGAAAGACGUGCCAGCUCUUGAACACCUGGAGAUAACCGAGGGCAAAAUAAGAAAGGUGAUUCAAAAAUUGAAAAGACAUAAGUCUCCCGGUCCAGAUGGGUUACAUCCAAGAGUCAUUAAGGAGAUGAUGGAGGAACUACUUCAGCCUCUGAGGAUCUUGUUUGAAAGCUCUUUUCAAGAAGGAAAUAUACCCGAGGACUGGCGUAUUGCAUAUAUCACAGCUAUCUAUAAGAAGGGAAGUAAAAGUGAACCAGGAAACUACAGGCCAGUCAGUCUAACUAGUGUAAUCUGCAAAUUAAUGGAGUCAAUAUUACGGGAAGAGAUGAUAUCCCAUAUGAAAAAAUAUGGAUUGUUUAGUAAUAAACAGUUUGGCUUCAUUUCCGGCAGGUCAACAGUCCUACAGUUGAUUAGGGUACUAGACAGGUGGACGGAAAUUAUCGAUGACAGUCAGGCUGUGGACAUAGUGUAUUGUGACUUCAUGAAGGCUUUUGAUAGAGUACCCCACAAAAGACUAUUAGAAAAAGUAUCUAGUUAUCGCAUUGAUGGAAAAUAUCUUGAUUGGAUAAGGAAUUUUUUAACUAAGAGAAAACAGAGGGUUGUGGUAAAUGGAGAAGUAUCUGACUGGAGAGAGGUCACUAGUGGGGUCCCUCAGGGUUCUGUCCUCAGCCCCCUGCUGUUUGUCCCUUUUAUCAAUGACCUGCCUGAGGCAAUUAAACACGACAGUGAGGUAUAUCUAUAUGCUGAUGACACAAAGAUUUUUAGGAAAAUAGAACGAGAUGAGGAUUGUGACAUGCUGCAGGAGGACCUGGAUGGGAUCAGGGGUUGGACUGAGAAGUGGAUGCUGAACUUUCACCCAGAAAAAAGUAAAUACAUGAGGAUAGGAAGAACAAAAGUUGCUGACCAUGGAUAUCAUAUGUACUCUCACAAAGAGGAACUAUCAAAAGAAGGGCUUACUUAA
This is a messenger RNA of Homarus americanus (American lobster), 2724 nucleotides long. RefSeq lists its product as uncharacterized. Bases 1 to 2724 code for a protein of 907 amino acids. Lineage: Eukaryota; Metazoa; Arthropoda; Malacostraca; Decapoda; Nephropidae. Gene Ontology annotation, molecular function: catalytic activity. The record is from RefSeq and is a predicted model, not a curated record. The transcript is spliced from 5 exons.